This is a messenger RNA of Podospora anserina S mat+, 2580 nucleotides long. RefSeq lists its product as uncharacterized. Bases 1 to 2580 code for a protein of 859 amino acids. The transcript has a single exon. Gene Ontology annotation, cellular component: transcription factor TFIIH holo complex; transcription preinitiation complex; nucleotide-excision repair factor 3 complex. Gene Ontology annotation, biological process: transcription initiation at RNA polymerase II promoter; nucleotide-excision repair. The record is from RefSeq and is a predicted model, not a curated record. NCBI's taxonomy places the organism in Eukaryota, Fungi, Ascomycota, Sordariomycetes, Sordariales, Podosporaceae. Gene Ontology annotation, molecular function: ATP binding; hydrolase activity; DNA binding.
AUGCCGCCGAAAAGAAAGGCGCCUGGCACUCAGGGUGCGGCGGCGAAAGCUGGUCGCACCUCGGCGCUCUCAACGCCCGGUCCUGGCACCCCGCGCAGUCUUGAUAGCUCCAUGAUGUCCGAGGAGGAUGAGGACUUUUUGAACGACGAGGAUGUCGAUGAGGCUCAGAAGCAGCGCGAGGACAUGCUCGCGAAGGAGGCGGACCAGUUCGUGAACAAGUGGGCCCUCACCUCCAAGAAUGUGGACGGCGGUGAGGAGGCGGGUCAAAGAACCUACGAUGCCGCCUCUCAGUACUUCAAGAAGAGAGACUACUCUCACUACCAGCUCAAGCCCGAUCACCAGAACCGCCCGCUCUGGAUCGAGCCGGACGGGACCAUUGUGCUAGAGCGCUUCAGCCCGCUGUCAGAGCAGGCCACAGACUUUCUGAUCACCAUUGCCGAGCCAAAGUCGCGUCCAUCUCUGCUUCACGAGUACCGCAUCACAACGCACAGCUUGUAUGCCGCUGUGUCGAUUGGUCUCAGGCCGCAAGAUAUCAUAAACACGCUCGAUCGCUUCCUGAAGACACCGCUGCCUCCCAGGAUUCUCAACUUCAUUAGCAGUUGUACCCAGAGCUACGGCAAGGUAAAGCUCGUGCUCAAGAACAACAAGUACUUUGUAGAGAGCGUUGAUACACAACUGCUUCAGAAGCUGUUGGCUGAUCCACAAAUUCGUGCAGCCCGCAUCUCUGGGACUACUGACAUCAGCACCAGCUAUGCGCCCACCAUGGCCGGCUUGGUCAUUCCCGGCACCAAGAACGCUGCCGGCGUCCACCAGGCCGAUCUGAAGCAGGGGAAUAAUCAAAAUGGCGAGCAAGGGCAGGCAGGCGCCGAGGCCGAUGUCUUUGCUGCCUUGAAUGAAGAAGAUGAUGAUGACGAGAAGGAAGCCGUUCACUCUUUUGAGAUCUCGGAUGCCUCGGUCGAAACGGUGCAGAAACAGUGCCUGGAGAUCGGCUUCCCAAUCCUCGAAGAGUACGACUUCCGAAACGACAAUGUGAACCCUAACCUCGAGAUUGACCUCCGGCCCAACACUCUGAUCCGGCCGUACCAGGAGAAGAGUCUCAGCAAGAUGUUUGGCAACGGCAGAGCCAAGAGCGGUAUCAUUGUCUUGCCUUGCGGAGCGGGCAAAACGUUGGUGGGUAUCACGGCUGCUUGUACCAUCAGGAAGGGAGUUAUUGUCCUCUGCACGAGUUCUAUGUCAGUCGUCCAGUGGCGCCAGGAGUUCCUCAAGUGGUCCAACAUCAACCCAGAGGACAUCGCUGUCUUCACAGCCGACAGCAAGAACAAGUUCUCGGGGAGUACUGGCAUCAUUGUCACCACAUACUCCAUGGUGACCAACUCCAGAGAACGGUCUCACGACAGCAAGAAGAUGAUGGAUUUCCUCAGAGGGCGAGAAUGGGGUCUGAUGCUCCUCGACGAAGUCCACGUCGUCCCCGCCGAUGUCUUCCGCCGCGUCAUCUCGUCUAUCAAGUCGCACUCUAAGCUUGGUCUCACCGCCACCCUCCUCCGUGAGGAUGACAAGAUCUCCCAUCUCAACUUCCUCAUCGGCCCCAAGCUCUAUGAGGCCAACUGGAUGGAAUUAUCUCAACAAGGCCACAUCGCCAAGGUCCAGUGCGCAGAAGUGUGGUGUUCCAUGCCCCCGGAAUUCUACGACGAGUAUCUCCGCGCCAACUCCCACAUGAAGCGCACCCUCUACGCCAUGAACCCGAGGAAAUUCCAAGCUUGCCAGUACCUGAUCAACUAUCACGAAGCGCGCGGCGACAAGAUCAUCGUCUUCUCUGAUGAGCUUUACUCUCUCAAACAGUAUGCUCUCAAACUCAAAAAGGUCUUCAUCUACGGCGGCACCGGCCAGGCGGAGCGCAUGCAAGUCCUCGAAAACUUUCAGCACAAUCCCGAUGUCAACACUCUCUUCUUGUCCAAGAUUGGCGACACCUCCCUCGAUCUGCCCGAAGCAACCUGUCUCAUCCAGAUUUCCUCUCAUUUCGGCUCCCGUAGGCAAGAGGCCCAGCGUCUCGGCCGUAUCCUACGAGCCAAGCGCCGUAACGAUGAAGGCUUCAACGCCUUUUUCUACUCUCUGGUAUCGAAAGACACCCAAGAGAUGUACUACUCCUCCAAGCGCCAGGCCUUCCUCGUUGAUCAGGGGUACGCCUUCAAGGUUAUCACUCAGUUAGCCAACAUCAACGACACGCCCGAUCUUGCCUUUGCCACGCCUCAGGAACGCCGGGAGCUUCUUCAACGAACGUUGGUCGACAAUGAGAAGGGCUUUGAGCAAGACGCCGAGACUGAUGAUUUGUUUGGGAAGCCCUCUGGCAGGAGAGGUGCUGGGGGUGCCAGGGGAAGGAAGGCUGGGAAUGGGGUUAGGAGGACGGCGGGUACGCUUGGGGAGCUGUCGGGUGGGCAGGAUAUGGCGUAUAUUGAGCAGAACAAGGCUGCGAAUAAGGGGUUGAAGGGCAAGGGGGCGGGGAAGAAGGCAGAUGCUGGGGGGCAGAAUUCGUUCUUCAAGAAGAUUCAGAGGGAGAAGGAGAAGAUUAAGGGGGCGAGAUAA